AAAAUAUUUUGGCUAAGUUUUUAAUACGAAAAUAGUUUGAAAAAUUAUAAAAACAAAAGAACAAGUGUAGCUAUAUAAGCUUAGUGUUAUUACCACAAGAAAACAAGUGAAACUACAAACGUUUUCGUUUUCUCUAAUCAAAUAUCACACUGUUCCUCUAAAUAAACGCCGGACACAUUAUGGAAGACCCCAAUCGUAUGAUGGCUCAUACGGGCGGUAUGAUGGCUCCGCAAGCCUAUGGUAUGCCAGGUCAGGAUGAUGGACAAAAUACUGGAAACGAAAAUGAAGUGCGUAAACAGAAAGAUAUUGGUGAAAUUUUGCAGCAGAUCAUGAGCAUUUCGGAGCAAUCAUUAGACGAGGCACAAGCAAGAAAACACACUUUAAACUGUCAUCGUAUGAAGCCGGCUUUGUUUUCGGUGCUUUGUGAGAUUAAGGAGAAAACCGUCCUUUCCAUUCGUAAUACGCAAGAGGAAGAACCACCAGAUCCACAGUUAAUGCGUCUGGAUAAUAUGCUUAUCGCAGAAGGUGUUGCAGGACCAGAAAAAGGUGGUGGCGGUGCAGCGGCCGCUUCGGCAGCAGCAGCAAGUCAAGGAUCUUCCUUGUCGAUCGAUGGAGCUGACAACGCAAUUGAGCAUUCAGAUUAUCGAGCAAAACUUGCACAGAUUCGUCAGAUAUAUCAUCAAGAGCUAGAGAAAUAUGAACAGGCGUGCAAUGAAUUCACCACACAUGUUAUGAACUUACUUCGAGAACAAAGUAGGACCAGGCCAAUUACACCUAAGGAAAUUGAACGCAUGGUCCAAAUAAUUCACAAAAAAUUCAGCUCAAUACAAAUGCAGUUGAAGCAAUCGACGUGUGAAGCUGUAAUGAUAUUACGAUCUCGAUUUCUGGACGCUAGACGUAAGCGUCGCAAUUUUAGUAAGCAAGCUUCCGAAAUUCUCAAUGAGUAUUUCUAUAGUCACUUGAGCAACCCAUAUCCAUCUGAGGAAGCAAAAGAGGAGUUGGCGAGAAAGUGUGGAAUAACAGUUUCCCAAGUUUCUAAUUGGUUUGGUAACAAACGCAUUCGAUACAAAAAGAACAUAGGUAAGGCACAGGAAGAGGCCAAUUUAUAUGCUGCUAAGAAGGCAGCUGGUGCUUCGCCAUAUUCAAUGGCUGGCCCACCGAGUGGCACCACUACACCUAUGAUGUCACCAGCACCUCCACAGGAUUCUAUGGGCUACCCCAUGGGCUCAGGCGGGUACGAUCAGCAGCAAUAUGAUAACAGUAUGGGCGGUUACGACCAUACUCUACAUCAGGACCUUAGCCCUUGAGGCGGUUUAACAUACCACACUUCACAUGUAUACGAGCAAAAGUGAACAUAAAAAAUCACUUGUGAAAUAUAUUAAGAUACAUAUUUUUAUUAUUAAAUUAAAAACUUGAUAUGCUUCGUCAAUAUCUUAUUAUUAUAAUGUUAAUUUCAGACAAAGUAUUUAAUAUUUUUACAAUUCCUACAAAUCAUAUAAAAUUACUGAUACCUUAACUUUUUAAUUCCAAUAUACUUAUUUUCGUUAUCCUAAUCAAUAUCACACACAGUUCAUUUACCUAGGAGAUAUUUUAUUAUAAGCUUAAAAAGCAUAAAAACUUCACUUUAUUGUUCACUUUUGCUCCGCAGUGUGUAUACGCAAUUAACAAUAAUGUAUACGUAAUAUUGCAUACGAUAAUAUGUAGGCAUCUAUAUAUAUAAUUUGAAUUAAGCGUAACAAUCUUUUAUUGAAAUGAAAAUCCGUAUACGAAACUUUAGAUAUAAAUAUUAACAUACAUCAUAGUAAUAAAAAUAUAAAAAACAUGUGCAAAUUCAGAAGCAGCUAUCAAAAUCUACAAUUUUAAUUGUAUGGUAACAGCUAAAACAGCUAAUUAUAGAGUGCAAAUUCGAUGAUGUAUGUAGGUGUGCAUAUAAUAUUAAUACUUUGCCAAGCCCAAAAUUACGAUACUUAUAUUUUUUUUAGCACAACCUUUUAACUGACGAUACAUCUCAAAAGAGGUAGAUAAAAAAAAGUUAUACAAGCUAAAGCAAAAAUCUCAAUAUGAGCAUAUUUACUUAUCUAUUACCUAUGUACGUAACUAUUGUACUUUUGGCCAACAUUCUUCAAGUAUUUAAUAGAAAGUAUUGUAACAAGUUCUCUAAUAUAACUAUAAAAAGCAUUACCUUCGAUUUAUAAUGUGUAAUUAUUUUAAAUUAAUAAAGUAUAUAAAAAUGUGGCAAACAA
Bactrocera dorsalis (oriental fruit fly) is the source of this 2243-nucleotide messenger RNA. RefSeq names its product homeobox protein extradenticle (gene exd). Gene Ontology annotation, molecular function: DNA-binding transcription factor activity, RNA polymerase II-specific; RNA polymerase II cis-regulatory region sequence-specific DNA binding. The transcript is spliced from 7 exons. The coding region runs from base 180 to 1307 and encodes 375 amino acids. Gene Ontology annotation, cellular component: nucleus. The record is from RefSeq and is a predicted model, not a curated record. Gene Ontology annotation, biological process: embryonic organ development; neuron development; regulation of transcription by RNA polymerase II. NCBI's taxonomy places the organism in Eukaryota, Metazoa, Arthropoda, Insecta, Diptera, Tephritidae.